Messenger RNA from Microthlaspi erraticum, 570 nucleotides. The record is from the annotation of a GenBank genome assembly. NCBI's taxonomy places the organism in Eukaryota, Viridiplantae, Streptophyta, Magnoliopsida, Brassicales, Brassicaceae.
AUGUCAACUUUUUCAGUAAUCGCCGCUAUUCUGAUCGCAGCGUCGCUAACAGGACAUGUGUCAGCACAAAUGAGUCCAUCUCCUUCGUCAGGACCGUCGGCUGAACCAGACUGCAUGACGAAUCUGUUGAACAUGACAGAUUGUCUCUCGUACGUUCAGGUCGGAACCGGCGGUGGUGCGGCCAAGCCGGACAAAGCUUGUUGCCCGGAGCUGGCGGGGCUUGUCGAGUCCGCGCCGCAAUGCCUUUGUUACCUCCUCGCCGGAGACAUGGCGGCUCAGUACGGAAUCAGUAUUGAUAAGAAAAAGGCUCUCAAGCUUCCCGGAGUUUGCGGCGUCGUUACUCCACCUCCGUCGCUCUGUUCUCUGUUAGGAGUUCCAGUUGCUGGAGCACCUGAACCAAUGGGCAACGAGGAAGCCUCUCCAGCCUUGGCUCCAACUUCAGGCGCUGAAUCACCAGGAGGAUUUGCGUCGGGCCCUUCGAAGGGCGAUGCACCAAGCACUACAACUUAUUCUCUUCUUCUCAAUCUUAUGAUUUUGCUAUUAGCUUUUGCACUUCAUAUCUAUACCUGA